Messenger RNA from Ascochyta rabiei, 741 nucleotides. RefSeq lists its product as uncharacterized. The transcript is spliced from 2 exons. Gene Ontology annotation, molecular function: oxidoreductase activity, acting on the CH-OH group of donors, NAD or NADP as acceptor. NCBI's taxonomy places the organism in Eukaryota, Fungi, Ascomycota, Dothideomycetes, Pleosporales, Didymellaceae. The record is from RefSeq and is a predicted model, not a curated record. Bases 1 to 741 code for a protein of 246 amino acids.
AUGGCAAAGCAGUUCCAAGACAAAGUAGUCCUCAUAACUGGUGGAGGAAGUGGUAUUGGGCGCGCGACGGCGCUGAAGUUCUCCUCUCUCGGCGCCAAACUAGCCAUCUGCGACAUCAACGCCACCUCUCUCGCCGACCUCGCCUCAGCCGCACAAACACAGACGUACACGCAAGCCGUCGACGUAGGCAACACAGCGCAAGUCGACGCCUUCGUCGCCAACGCCGUGCAAACCCUCGGCGGCAUCGACCACGUCUUCAACUGCGCCGGCGUAAACCCGACCUCGAUCCCGCUCCGCUCCACCACAGACGCAUACUGGGACAAGCUGGUCAACACGAACCUCAAGGGCGUGUUCCUCGUCACGCGCGCCUGCCUGCCACAUCUGCGCCGCGGCAGCGCAGUCGUAAACGUCAGCUCCAUCAGCGGCAUCCGCGGCUCCGCGCUGCAGUCCGUCUACUGCACCACCAAGUUCGGGCUCAUCGGCAUGUCCAAGUCGCUGGCGCUCGAGCUGGGGCCCGCGGGGAUUCGCGUGAAUUGCGUGGCGCCGGGGUACAUUGACACGCCUACGAAUGCGGGGAUUGUCAAGGGUGGGGAGGCGGUCGAGAGGAUGCGCACGGGGAAUGCGUUGGAGCGGUUGGGCACGCCCGAGGAGGUGGCGGAUGUGGUGGUGUUUUUGAUGGGGGAGGAGGCCCGCUAUGUCAAUGGGAGUGUGCUGGAGAUCGAUGGCGGGUUGAAAGGGUAG